This is a messenger RNA of Meleagris gallopavo (turkey), 3729 nucleotides long. NCBI's taxonomy places the organism in Eukaryota, Metazoa, Chordata, Aves, Galliformes, Phasianidae. The record is from RefSeq and is a predicted model, not a curated record.
CUUGUUCUCACAGGCAGUUGAACUACAAAACAGGUUAUCUGAAGAAUCCAAGAAAGCUGAUAAAUUAGAUUAUGAAUGCAAACGGCUGAAAGAAAAAGUAGACAGCCUCCAAAAAGAAAAAGAUAGAUUAAGAACAGAAAGGGAUUCUUUGAAAGAAACUAUUGAAGAGCUCAGGUGUGUACAAGCACAGGAGGGUCAACUGACCACUACAGGAUUGAUGCCCCUAGGAAGACAAGAACCUUCAGACAGUUUAGCAGCAGAAAUUGUUACUCCUGAAAUAAAGGAAAAACUCAUUCGUCUUCAGCAUGAGAACAAGAUCUUAAAGUUGAACCAGGAAGGUUCUGACAACGAAAAGAUUGCCUUGUUGCAGAGCCUUCUUGAUGAUGCAAAUUUACGGAAGAAUGAAUUGGAGACAGAGAACAGAUUGGUAAAUCAGAGACUUCUCGAAGUGCAAUCCCAGGUUGAAGAACUACAAAAAUCUUUGCAAGAUCAAGAUUCAAAAGCUGAAGAUUCAGUUCUUCUGAAAAAGAAACUUGAAGAACAUCUUGAGAAGCUCCAUGAAGCUAAUAAUGAGCUACAGAAGAAACGAGCUAUUAUUGAGGAUUUGGAACCAAGAUGCAAUAACAGUUCAAUCAAAAUUGAAGAAUUACAAGAAGCUUUACGGAAGAAGGAGGAGGAAAUGAAGCAAAUGGAAGAGCGUUACAAAAAGUAUUUGGAAAAGGCCAAAAGUGUCAUCCGUACCUUAGAUCCUAAGCAAAACCAAGGUGCAGCUCCUGAGAUUCAGGCUCUGAAAAAUCAGUUGCAGGAACGGGAUAGAAUGUUUCAUUCACUGGAGAAAGAAUAUGAAAAAACAAAAAAUCAAAGAGAAAUGGAGGAGAAAUUUAUUGUUAGUGCCUGGUACAAUAUGGGGAUGACUCUGCAUAAAAAAGCAGCAGAAGACAGGCUGGCAAGUACAGGCUCAGGACAGUCCUUCCUGGCUAGACAAAGGCAAGCCACAAGCACAAGGAGAUCAUACCCUGGUCAUGUUCAACCAGCAACUGCAAGUGAUGUGGUUGCAUGACCUGCAGCAUUAUUAUAACAGGGACUGUUCAGUGCAUGACUUGCUUUUCUGUCCAGACUGCAUAACCAAAACUUAACCAGUUCUACACUUACGGGCAUCUGAUUUCAAAGGGAGAUCUACUUGCAGAGAAGCUUGCCAUCUUGGGGAGUGGCUUUCCCAUUUUCCGCUUCCAUUUACUCUUUCUCUUCACAAAAAGUCUCCUAUGGGGCUAAAAGAGCGGAAAUCCAGUAUUCAGAACUCUACAGGAGGCGUUCUGCAAACUGACAGAGCACUGUCAGCUCUACAUUUACUUCUGUCUGUCCAUUUAAUUCUGAUUGAUUAACAGCAUUAACACACAGACUUCCUGCAACAUUUGCAUAUUCUGAACUAUAAAAAUCUAGUCUUAACGAGUUCCUAAAAAUGCCUUUUGGUGACUUUUAAAACUUCAAAGCACCUGCACCCUUAAAGGAUAUACCUUGAGUCUUUAAACAAAUUAAAAAUGAAGUCAAGGAGGAGCGGCUGCUUGGCCAGCUCAUCUUCCUUAGGAAGCCGAUUAAGGUUCGUCAGAUAAACUCUGAGACAGGCAAACGGCUGUGCAGUCCUUUGUUCACAGACACUGCCUGCUUCCUUACUAUGUAUAUACACAGUAGAUUAUGGCUGUUGUAUUUUUCUCUAUACAUCUUAGCUGUGUUGUCUGUUUCUUUCAGAAACUUUUUAUUUCCACUCUGUGUACAAUUGUUAAACAAUCCAAGGAAAGUACGUGAAUGGGGAUAAACAUGAAAGCUGGCCACACUUUCAGUAUUAUGCAGAUUGUCCUUGAUAGUUUGUAAUUUGGGUUGUUUAUAUUUUACUUGUACUAUUCUUUUUCUCUCAUUAUUGCAGUCUUAGCUAUUUCAUUUCCAGUUGCACUAGUUUGGCUGUUUCUUUGUAUUACGAAGUUUAGCUAUAAGAUUUUUGCAAUAUUUAGACAGUAUAACUCAAAAUGCUUCGUGCUGCCUUUAUUAAUUUUUAAAAGCUGCUUAUUUAAUAUUUUUAAAUAUCUGCACAUUUGUACUACUGUAUCUUUGUUCUGUGCUGGAUGCCCAGUACUGGCAAGAUCCAGAAGGCAAGGGAGUACUGUCGUGGUGUAAGUUAGGGUGUUCGUUGUGUAGCAGUUAGCAUGUAACAGGUCAGAUGAGGCCAUAGGGCCCUCCACAUCUGAAAAGAAUCCGAACGGAGAAAACCUUAAGUUUGUUCGGUUGAAGUCCAGUUCUUGAGAAACCCCAUUCUUGCUCACUUGGAUCUUAAUCCUGCAAAAAUAUAUGCAUGAGCUUACUCCAGGAAUAGUUUUGCUUAUUUGGGCAGUAGUGUAUCGGUGAGCCCUGUUUUCUACCUGAGCACCCCUAUAUUGGAGACAUGGUGUGCCUGUCGGUCCCUGCAAGCACCUGGGGCCUUGAAAGGCUGUGCCCUCGCAUUGGGACGCCAGAGGUGCUCGGCUCUCACAGACCCCUGUGCUGGGACACCUGAGGUGCUCGGCCCUCAGGCACUGUGCCUGCUGCAGCAGAGAGCUGGAGAACAGGCAGAGCCAGUCCCCGUGUCACCUCAGCAGGGUAGGGCAGGUUGGGCUGCAACAGGCCCUGCAGGAGUCGGAGGGCCAGCGUGAGGAUCCCAGUGAGAAGCGUGUGCCGGGUUCCCUCCUGGACACCAUGCCAGACACCAUAGCAGACAGGGAGCCUGCGGCUGACAGCCCAUCGGGACUCCCACAUGGGGAUAUGUCUUUCCUGGUCCACCGGGACCUGGGCCAGUGACGUCUGAUGUGACCUGCAGGACAGAUCAGGACCGUGACGUGUCACACGUUCCUGCAGCAGUGCCAGCGGCACUUCCAUCGGACUGAGCUUAGCAGAGCUAAAGGGUUUUCAUCUCUCCAGGUCCUAGCCAUCGAUCCCUCGCUCUGUGUCAGGGCAAGCUUUAUAGAAAAACCUCCUUUCUGUUGUGUGUGAGGCAUAGUUUGUUUCCCAUCGCCAGUGCAGCUUCAGCUGGGAGCACCCUUCUCCAGGCCGAGCUGGGUGCGGGGCCGGGGCGGCCCUGCGCAGGGUGUGCGGGGAUAGCUGUUUGUCACACCUGCCUGCAAGGGCAUCCCAAGCUGAAGCUGAGCUGUACCUCAUUUCUCCACGUGGUCUGUGCAGUUAGAAACUACAUAUCAGUUGUUCUUGAGCCUGAAGACAUUUAUAUGUAAUUGUGUUUAGCUUGACAAAGCGUGUUUGAGUUCACUGAAGCGGCGGCAAAGUGCCACGUCUCUGUGUGACCUCCAGCAUGUCUCUGGUGUACUAACUUCAUUUACGCUGCGUAGAAACUCUUCUACUUCCUUCAUAGCAGCUUGUUUGACAGUCCCAAAUUAAGUGUUGACCAAUUAUCAAAGUAACUGUUUGUGAAGUUGACAGUGAUAUAUUUUCUGUAAAGUAAUGAAUUUAUAGAGUGUCAAAACAUAAAUUUCCCAUUUCGGUUCAUCUAUGAGUUGUGUAACUACCAGAUUGUCAUGGUAGCAGUAUUAAUAUACAUAUCUGUACAUAGACAAAAAAAUACUCGGUAAUGGUCAUUAGAAUCAAAAGGUUUAAUAUUUUUUCCCAGUCAAAUACACUAAUGCUUUCAAGGUUACAGAAGAGUGUACAGUUGUUAAACAAGUUGUAAAUAAAGGCUUAUAUAAAAUAAAA